Molecule: messenger RNA, 945 nt
Organism: Dreissena polymorpha
Lineage: Eukaryota; Metazoa; Mollusca; Bivalvia; Myida; Dreissenidae
Product: zinc finger protein 2-like
Exons: 3
Coding region: 52-510 (152 amino acids)
Cellular component (GO): nucleus
Source: RefSeq, a predicted model, not a curated record
AAAGCAUUGUAACAGAGGAGGUAAUCACGUGAUGAUCUAAAGGCAAUCAAGAUGGCGACGUCAAUGCCGAAACAGGUGAAUAUGGAAUCGACGCGUCUUUGUACUGAGUGUGGCCGACAGUUUCAGUCCAGGAGUGGCCACAGCCGCCAUAUGAGACAGCACAAAGGACAAGCCCCAUACCGAUGUUGCGGGAAGAUGUUUUUUGACAAGGAUAAACUAAAAAUGCACAGAAAUCAUAUUCACGGAGAGGCGGCUCGCGAGGCAUGUUUCCAGUGUGGGAAACUCUUUGCGACCCGACAACAGGUAACAAAACACAUGACUGUUGUGCACAACGCAAAUUCCGAAAAAUUUACUUGCGACACGUGUGGUGCGAAUUACACGUCAAAGCAGGGUCUCCAGGAUCACACUGCUAGUCAGCACGAGGGUCGUGCAGCGCAUGCCUGCCAUUGCGGUAAAGAAUACCGACACGCCACAAACCUUUACAGGCAUAAAAAAUCAACAAAACACUAAACAUAUAAUGUGUCUAGACAGUACAAGCUAUGUUUCUUCAUUUUAUGUUAAUUAAUGUAAACUGCCUCUACAUUAAUCGAUAUCAUAUAUAUUGUUUAAUGUUAUUGAAAACCGUGAUUUAUAGUUGAUCUCGUAUAUAUUGAUUUAUGUGAUUUAAAGCUGUGAUUUAAAGUUAAUCUCAUUUAUAUAUUGAUUUAUGUGAUUUGAAACUUUGAUUUACUGUUAUAUUGUGCAAUUGACAACCAAUAAUACUCAAAUAUUGUUUGGGGUCGUAUUACAAAAACAUUUACAAUAAUAUGUCGGAUGUUUAAAAAACUUCUUGUCAGUUUGUUAUUGAGAAUUAUAUUAUGUUACAUGUUUCUGAAAUACUACCCGUUUUAUAUCAUGUUAUUUGAAAUAUAUGAUAAUAUGUUGUGAUUAAAGAAACGAAUUGAA